AUUGUCUUCUCUAAGACACACACACACACACACAUUGUUAUUUACCACCUUUUUUUUCAUCAUUGUACCUUCUUCACUUCUUGCCUAAGUGAAGGAACAAACACACAUCUCUUUCUUUCUGUCUGUUUCUUCAUUCUUUAUAUACUAUCUGACAUUAUACUCAGUAGUGUACUUUAUUUUUUUAAUCAUUUCUUUUGUCAGAGUGCAUUUCAGAUCUCUAUUUCUCUUAAAUUUGCAGAUAACUUUUCAAGAGAACUGAUACCCAUUUCCCAAAAUGCAGAUUCUGAUGUGGGUUUUUAAGUUCUUGAUCCUUGUUUCAUUCUUUCACCUUUCUUUACAAGCACCACCUAUAUGCUCAGAGACUGACAGAGCUGCUCUUCUUGAUUUUAAGGGCAGAAUUUUUAAGGACACAACUGGGAUUUUGGCUUCAUGGGUAGGCUUGGAUUGUUGUGAUGGUGGCUGGGAAGGUAUCACAUGCAAUCCAAGAACAGGGAGAGUGACACAAGUGGUGCUACAAAGGCCAGCUGAUGGGGACAGUGGUGUUUUCAUGAAGGGCACUCUGUCUGCUUCUCUUGGCAAAUUAAGGUUCCUGGAAGUGAUGAUAAUCAGUGGGAUGAAAAGAAUUGCAGGAAACAUUCCUCAGAGCUUUUCGGGUCUUACGAGUCUCUCACAACUACACUUGGAAGACAAUGCACUUGAGGGCAACAUUCCUUCAAGUUUAGGUGAUUUGCCUUAUCUCAGAGCACUUUCAUUAAGUGGCAACCGUUUGACUGGUCCUAUUCCUCCUACCUUUGGGAAAUAUAAAAACCUUGUUCAGCUUACAUUAGCCAGAAAUUACCUUGAAGGUCCUAUCCCAACUAGCUUAAAGAGUCUUUUUAGUUUACAGUAUCUUGAUCUUAGUCGCAAUACCUUAUCCGGGUUCAUUCCAGAUUUUGUAGGCCAGUUCAAGAAUCUGACAUUUCUUGACUUCUCCAGCAAUCACUUAUCAGGGGCAAUUCCUAUUUCUUUGGGUGGUCUUGGAAGUCUUUCGGAUAUGUCCUUAAGCCAGAAUCAACUAACCGGAAGUAUCCCAAAUGAGAUUGGCCAUCUAAAGUCUCUUACUAGUUUGUCAUUGAGCAUGAACCAGCUCAGUGGUCAAAUUCCAGAUACUUUAUCACAGUUACAAAACCUAUGGCACCUCAACUUAUCAGGAAAUGCUCUUUCCAAUCCUUUGCCUGAUGCACUCUCCAAAGGCAUCCCUUCUUUGUUGUCCAUAGAUCUCUCGUACAACCGCCUCAAUUUAGUGAGAGUUCCAGAAUGGAUUAGAAACAGAGAACUCUCUGAUGUCAAUUUAGCUGGAUGCAACCUUAUUGGAGCACUCCCAGUUUUCGCAAAACCAAAUUCCUUGAGUUCCAUUGAUCUCUCCAAUAACCAUUUCACCGAGGGGUUAUCCAAUUUCUUCUCAAAGAUGACAAGUUUGCAGAAGGCCAAGCUAUCAAACAACCAACUGAAGUCUGACAUUUCUGCAAUCACAUUGCCAGCAGGACUUGCCUCACUUGAUCUCCACUCGAAUCAGCUAUUUGGCUCUCUAUCAAGCCUCUUGAACAGGACAAGCAACUUCAUGCAAGCUAUUGACUUGUCAAACAAUUACAUUUCAGGUAGCAUCCCUGAAUUCAGCGAAGGCUCAAGUUUGACACUGCUCAACAUCGGAAGCAACAAGAUUACUGGCCAGAUUCCUGACUCUAUCUCAAACCUAGUUACACUCGAAAGGCUAGACAUUUCAAGAAAUCAAGUAACUGGCACAAUUCCCACAAGCUUAGGUUUGUUGCUCAAGUUGCAAUGGCUAGACCUGUCCAUCAAUAAACUUGGGGGGAAAAUUCCAGUCAGCCUACUCGACAUCGAGAAGCUAAGGCAUGCAAACUUCAGGGCAAACAAAUUAUGCGGUAUGAUUCCACAAGGAAGGCCUUUUAAUGCAUUCCCUGCAACUGCCUAUGGACACAAUCUGUGCUUAUGCGGCAAGCCAUUACCACCAUGCAAGAAGAUGGACAAGGAGAGAUGAGCCAAUGAAAUGCUGGCUCGAUUCAGAUGAAGUAAAACCAGUGCUCAUUCAUCACCUCGUGUGAGCAUUUUAAGAAUUUGAAGAAGUCUACUAGACAUGCUUAAUUUCUCUUUUUUUCAUUACUUAUCAAUGAAAAUGAAUAAAUGAGUGGAAUGUAUAUGAUUUUGCUUUUAAUAGAAUAUUUGUUCAGCUUC
Messenger RNA from Daucus carota subsp. sativus, 2232 nucleotides. RefSeq names its product DNA damage-repair/toleration protein DRT100. Bases 275 to 2038 code for a protein of 587 amino acids. The record is from RefSeq and is a predicted model, not a curated record. The transcript has a single exon. NCBI's taxonomy places the organism in Eukaryota, Viridiplantae, Streptophyta, Magnoliopsida, Apiales, Apiaceae. Gene Ontology annotation, molecular function: protein binding.